CUGGCCUUCAACUCACUGCGAUCCUCCUACCUCUGCCUCCCCACGACUGUAUUUUAUAAAAAGAUCCUCUAACUCUGCUGCUUGCUCCCUGCCUUCGGGUGCUGGGUGGGCCUCUGGGGUCCUCCGCCAGAUUGGGGCACGAGCCUCGGGCUGCUUCAGCCCAUCUGCUCCUACCCCCACCUCCCGCACACAGGGUCCAGGAUGCCCCUUGGGCCCGAAAUAACUCUUGGUGACAACACAGGCCACCUUGAGCAUCUUAGGUGUGGCCUGACAGGAGGGGGAGAGGACUGUCUGUUGCCCGCCUCCGGGGGCAGUAAUUGGAAACUCAAGCUUUGGCCAAACCUGGUUGAUUUUUUUGGCUCAGCGAGGGGCCUGAUUCAGUGGGGUGCAGUUAAGGUCUUGGUGGGGUCAACGGAAAAUGCAUUAGAGGAUCGAUUUGCUGGAGCAAAUAUUUGGGCCAGCCGGUCGGCGCUUUCCAAGAAUCACCCGCACAGCUCUCUGCCGCCGCCAGCUGUUUGGCCCUGACUGCUGACUCCGCUGGCCAGUACGAUGCCCACAGCCUAGAUCCAAAGCCCGCGGGAGGGACAGGACGCCUGCUGAUGUCUCUCGCCCCUCGAUCCAAGCCCUUACCCCAAGCUCUCGUAGUCACACCCACCCAAAUUUCGCCCCGCCCCGGUAUCUCGGGCCAGGCAUCCCCGCCAUCGCUGCACCGCCCAGCACAGCUGCGGGCCGCCCCGUCGAGCCUUCCGGUCUUAGGGGUAUAACUCCCCACCCCCAGCUAGGACUAUGCCAGACCUCCACACCCAGCUCCCAGCUCCACUGUGUAUUCCCAGCUCCCACAACCCUCUCCCCCCUGAGCCUGGCCCGGGAUUCUGAGUCUCAGCACCCUCCCCACACCGCCGGCCCUGCCCCAUGAGGGGGUAUUCUCUCUGGGCAAGGCCCGCACUUCUGCUGGCCCCUUCCCAGCUCUCCCAGGGACCCCUGCAGGUCUCCACCUUGUCUUCCCUGUGGCCCUUCCUAAUUCCUUUGCCCUCAGCCACCCUAUACUCACUGCCACGUCCCCUGGCUCUGAAUCCCCUUCCCUGUCGCGUGUACGCAUCCCAAGCUGGUCCCAGUUAUCCACUGGGGUCAGGAUGGAAAGGCUUUCCUGCAUUGGGGACCCCAGGGGGGGAUUCCAUUUUGGGGAAAAGCCAAUUGGUCGUUUAGCCCCAGCUACGUGGCGGAGGGGAGGCAAUUGACGCCCCUUUGCUCCGCCUGAGCCGUAGCGCCUCUCCCCAGCUUUGAGCGACCCCACAAAGCGAACCACCCACUGGCCCCUGCCAUAGACCCCCAUGGCCUGUGUCCUGGAACCUCAGUGGGGUAUGCGGGCCACUCCCCGACAGGCCAGCUGGUUUGUCUCACGGGCGCUAGGUCUCCGCCUCCCCACCGGGCUGUAACCCGAGCCGCCCGCGGCAGCAUCCCCUCCCGUUCCGCCCUGGCUCCACGGCCCAGGUCCCCGAGCCGAGCUGCCCCGUGCGGCCCUGAACCCGACAUCGAGUCCGCCAUGGGCCGCCGGGCCUGCAUCCACCCAGAGGCGUCGGGCGCUGAGCAGGGCUACCGCCUAGGAGCCGUCCUCGGCGGGCUGUGCCUCCUCCCCGCGUUGGUGUUGCUGGUGCGGCUGGGAGUGCCAGCAGCCCCAGCUUGGAUCGCAGCGCAGAAAACUGUGGCUGUACCAGACCCCUCCAGGAUCCCCACCACCCAGGACCCCAGCCCACUGACCCUACUGGUGCCCAGAAGACGCCGUUAUACCCUGACCCCAGCCAGGCUGCGCUGGGACCACUUCAACCUCACGUACAGAAUCCUGUCCUUUCCCCGGAACCUACUGAGCCCCCGUGAGACACGCAGGGGAUUGGCUGCUGCCUUCCGCAUGUGGAGUGAUGUGUCCCCAUUCAGUUUCCGGGAGGUGGCCCCCGAGCAGCCCAGCGACCUUCGGAUAGGUUUCUAUCCUAUCAACCACACUGACUGCCUGGUCUCUGCUCUGCACCACUGCUUUGAUGGCCCCACGGGUGAGCUAGCCCAUGCCUUCUUCCCACCCCAUGGUGGCAUUCACUUUGACGACAGCGAGUACUGGAUCCUAGGACCCACACGUUACAGCUGGAAGAAAGGUGUGUGGCUCACAGACCUGGUGCAUGUAGCAGCCCAUGAAAUUGGCCAUGCCCUGGGCCUGAUGCAUUCACAGCAGGGCAGGGCACUCAUGCACCUCAAUGCCACGUUGAGAGGCUGGAAGGCACUGUCUCAGGAUGAGCUGUGGGGACUGCACAGACUUUACGCAGGCUGCCUGGACCGGCUGUUUGUGUGUCCGUCCUGGGCACGAAGGGGCUUUUGUGAUGCACGUCAAAGGCUCAUGAAGAGGCUGUGCCCUAACAGCUGUGACUUUUGCUAUGAAUUCCCUUUUCCCACGGUGGCCACCACCCCACCACCGACCAGGACCAAAACCAGGCUAGUACCUGAGGGUAGGAACAUGACCUUCCGCUGUGGCCAGAAGAUUCUCCACAAAAAAGGCAAAGUAUACUGGUACAAGGACCAAGAGCCCCUUGAGUUCUCCUACCCUGGCUAUCUGGCCCUGGGCGAGGCACAGCUGAGCAUCAUCGCCAAUGCCGUCAAUGAAGGCACCUACACGUGUGUGGUACGCCGACACCAGCGUGUGCUCACCACCUACUCCUGGCGGGUCCGAGUGAGGAGCUGAGCCCACUCAUAGCCCUGGGCUGCUAGCCAGCAGAUAAAGCACUUUCUUUCUGA
Messenger RNA from Jaculus jaculus (lesser Egyptian jerboa), 2778 nucleotides. It is a transcript of the gene Mmp23b, whose product is annotated as matrix metallopeptidase 23B. Gene Ontology annotation, biological process: proteolysis; extracellular matrix organization; collagen catabolic process. NCBI's taxonomy places the organism in Eukaryota, Metazoa, Chordata, Mammalia, Rodentia, Dipodidae. Gene Ontology annotation, molecular function: metalloendopeptidase activity; zinc ion binding. Bases 1544 to 2725 code for a protein of 393 amino acids. Gene Ontology annotation, cellular component: extracellular matrix. The transcript has 8 exons. The record is from RefSeq and is a predicted model, not a curated record.